Molecule: messenger RNA, 3405 nt
Organism: Conger conger (European conger)
Lineage: Eukaryota; Metazoa; Chordata; Actinopteri; Anguilliformes; Congridae
Product: WD repeat-containing protein 86-like
Exons: 6
Coding region: 119-1339 (406 amino acids)
Molecular function (GO): protein binding
Source: RefSeq, a predicted model, not a curated record
UUUUAAAUCUCAUGACGUCGCUGUUCACACAAGGUUGACCGGAUGGAGGGUGAUACCGAAACUGUGCGCUCUGAAUUUUGCCCGUAUUUCAGUGAUUAAUGGUCCCGUCUCAGAUGUGAUGGGAUGCAGCACUUCUAGAACUAAGUGGCUGAAGAAAGUAUGUUCGGAUCACAGUGGAGGCAUUAACUGGGUAAGUUUGAGCCCUGACGGAAGAUACUUGCUUACGUGCAGCGAAGACAGAACCGCCCGUCUGUGGAGGACUACGGGACAACAGUGCUGUGUGUUUCAAGGACAUGAAAACUACAUUACCCAUGGUCACCUGGAGAAUGAUGUGGCCUACACAUGUAGUGCCGAUCACACUGUGCGGAAGUGGGACAUUGUGACUGGCUGCUGUACUCAAAUAUUCAGGGGACACACCUCCACUGUUAACAAGGUUCUGGUGACCAGAGGGUGGGUGUUCAGUGGAUCUUAUGACCGCACGGCUCGCUGCUGGAGUUUGGACGGUGGCAGGCCAGCGCAGGAGUUUCGGGGCCACAGAAACAGCGUGCUGGCGCUGGUCCACUUCUCGUCCCAGGACCUGCUGCCUGAGUCCGAGUUGGACAGCGAACAGGGCCGGGACUGCCUGGUCACGGCCAGCUCCGAUUACACCGUGAAGCUGUGGCUGGUGUCGGAGGGCCGCUGCUUCCAGACACUACGCGGGCACAAAGGCGCAGUCCUCUGCAUGGCGCUAGACACAUCCUCAAAGACCCUUUUCACCGGCAGCAGGGACCACACGGUGCGCUGCUGGGAUCUCACCACCGGAGGGCAGACGCGAGUUCUACAGGACCACCAAGGGUCCAUCGUCUGUCUCGAGCUGGGGAACAGACACUUGUACACUGGGAGUGCUGACCGUACGGUUAAGUGCUGGUUGACCGCUUCCGGGAGGUGCAUCCGUACGCUGACUGCACACAAACACACCGUCAGCACCAUCAAGGACCACGAUGGAAUCCUGUUUACUGGAAGUGGAGACUCUUGUGCCAUGGCCUUUGACACCGAAUCUGGAGUCUUGAGAAGAGUCUUCAAGGGACACACAUUUAUCAUCAAUUGUUUACAGGUCCACAACCAGGUGCUGUACACAGUGUCCCAUGAUGGGACGAUGAGGAUAUGGGACGUUCGAGGGUUGUACUGUGACCCCCGGGCCAGCAGGGGGAGCCAUUGCACGGACUCUGCCAGGAGCAGCCUAGCACAAAUGUGCAACAACCGUGUCGGCUGUGCGCAGUCCCUGGACGGGCCCACUAGGGGGCGAAGCUCCCAGGAAGCGUGUGAGAGCAGGGAGAGGGAGGUGCUGGAGCUAAUCUGAUUUUUAUUUUUUUUACCCCUCCCUUCCUUCCUGCAAAAUGGCCACCAGGUUCAGCAGGCCUUCCUGUAAGCUGCCUCCAUCUUUGAGUCACCAUGCGGAGCAUCCACUUGGCUCUGCCACUUACGAGGGAAUGGAGAGAGAGGACUGUAACGUUUAGUUAGGCUCAGCUCAAAAGGACUGGUGAAAAUGAAGGCCGAUGUUCAUGGAGCUGUUGUGGAUGGCCAGCAUCGGCGUGUUCUUGUGCGAUCUUCCAUGUCCUUCCAUGAUGGGUGGGUAUGCCUGGACUGAUGCACUGAAAGGGGGUUAAGCGUGCUGAUGUGUGCUCUCCCAAAUGGAAACCUGACGGUAAAGCUGUGAUAUGGGCAUUGGUCAGGUCUAGCCAUUCCACAGUUGGCAUAAGAAAAAUUUGCCCAAAAAGUUAUUUCAAAGGUACAACCAAAGCUCAAAGCUCUUUAACACCGGUAGAGUUUUGCAGCGUCUUUUCAUGUAAAAGUAUGUGCAAUAGCUAGCCUUCCGCACCAUGAGAUUUGCCCUAGUGUCUAUUGAUCAUAUUAAUUAAAACUUCCCAUACAGCCAAGAGAAGGGCAAGCCGAUAGUGGUGUUACAUACAACUGUUUGACAAUCCACCUUAAUGUGUCUCUGAUUGAUCAGAGUUCAAGCGAUUAAAAUCCCUAAAGUGAUUUUGCUUGACCUCAUUUAGACUAGCCUGAUCAAUAGAGACCCAACAGUACAAAGUAUUUAGAAUGUCACAGCAGAACAUGCCCAUUAUAUCCUUUAAGCGCCAUGGGAACUUUCUGCUGUAAAUUCACAGUUCUAGAACAGUCCUAGUGUGACCGCUCACUGUGCGGCUGAAGGUUGUCGUGAAGGUUGCGUGUUUACGUGUGAUUAAACGUGUUGUUUUCAGAUGGGUAGCCCUCCUGUGCAACUGACUGAAGGUGGGUUGAGUCUGAACUGUGGUUAUAUCUGUGCGGUUGAACAGUGUCAGGAGCAGCUGGGCUGUCAUGUACCUUGAACUGUACUUAUACCUUCUUCCUCCCUCAACACAUUCAUUGGAAAAACUGUACUGCAAAAGGUAAAUAUUUUCUGUACAGCUGUUAGAAAUAGGUCAGCCAAACGCCUACAGAUGGCCAACGAUAAUUGAAUUUAACACUCCAGUUGUAUUGUACUGAGUCAUGAAUUGUGCCUCUGGCUUUCAGUGUUGAAAUCAUCUCUUUAAGACAUCACAGAGGUCAAAGGUCACAACUGGACUGUGGUCCUGCAGGUGCCCAUGCGUUACCUCUUGUCAUGUACAAACCCAUGUAUCUGAGGCGUGGAGCACAGCAAACAUACUACCCUGCUGAAAAAAAUGGCUCAAGCUAGGUUUUGAAGCUGCUGGUAGCUGGUAAUAUCAAGCUGGUCAGAAAUCAGCCACAUUUACAGUGACACACUUACACUUUAUUUAACUGCACAGCUAACCUAAUAAAACGUACUGCGCUGUGCAACAAAGACCAAAGUGGGCGGAAAAAUGCGAACACGCAAGAAUAAACCUAUAACACUGGAUAUCCAUCCUGUUUACUGCUUCUUUCCAUUGUAAUCCUUUUUGAGUUUGGGUGUAGGAUCUGUGAGCUGUUAAAAUAAAUUCUGCACUGAAGUUAAAGUAAAGGUAGUAUAAUACUAAUGGUAAUCUAUGUGACUGAAAAGUGGCAGUACAGCCUCUCUGUUCAGUACUGUAGACGUUCCCUUGCUCUGGUAUGGUUUCACCAUGAAGUAAAGUGUUUCAUUCUAUGCACCCACCGCUGUAUGUUAAACAGAACAUCCUGUGCUUGACCUGUAUUCUGCAUGGUUAAUGUUUCAGAAGAUGGAUUGACUCAUUACCUAUCCUUGGGCUGGCUCAGCUACUGUAGGUCAGACAAGGAUUGAUACUUGGCUUAAAUUAAGCAAUGUAGACAUUAACAUGUUCCAUUGUCUCUGGUGUAUGGUGGGAAAAUAUUUGUUAUUCAAACACUUACCACUAUAGAAGGAGAAUGGUACACUUUAGGUACCAUUUAGGUACUUUAUGAUAAUAAAUAACUCAUAGGUUAGUAUUU